AUGCCCAAGGAGAUCGACAUCAAGCGCCGGCGCACCCGCAAGGACUACGUCCUCCACCAGACAUACCGAUCACGAUGGUUCGACAACGACAUGUACGCGCACCUAAAUAACACUGUCUACGCCCAACUCUUCGACUCGAUAAUCAACCACUACCUCAUAACUGACUGCGGCAUGGACCCUCACAACCACAACUCCUCCUCCGCGCCUGGUCCCUCAAAACCCAAGAACACAAUAAACCCCUCGGGGCAAGUUGCUAUCAUGGUGAAUUCGUACUGCGACUACUUUGCGUCCGUCUCGUACCCAGAUGUCAUUGAUCUAGGCCUCCGGGUGAACAAGCUUGGGUCGACGAGUGUGAUGUAUGAGGUGGGUGUGUUUAAGCAGGGUGAGGAUGAUGUUAAGGUCGUCGGGGGCUAUACGCAUGUUUGGUGUGAGAGGGAGAGUAUGAGGCCUGCUAGGGGGGGCAUGGAGAAGGGGAUCCGAAGUGCGCUGGAGAGGUUGAUGGUUAGAGAGGAGGCGAAGAUUUAG
This is a messenger RNA of Aspergillus calidoustus, 525 nucleotides long. The record is from the annotation of a GenBank genome assembly. NCBI's taxonomy places the organism in Eukaryota, Fungi, Ascomycota, Eurotiomycetes, Eurotiales, Aspergillaceae.